Molecule: messenger RNA, 724 nt
Organism: Linum tenue
Lineage: Eukaryota; Viridiplantae; Streptophyta; Magnoliopsida; Malpighiales; Linaceae
Source: the annotation of a GenBank genome assembly
ACAGAAAGAGGAAAUGGCAAUCAAGGGGAACUUCAACGGUAGCAGCAGCAAUGGUUGGACUGGAAACAGCAACAGAGGGAGGCCGUAUGGGGUAAUGCUGCUGAUCGCAUUCGGUGCUGCUUUGCUUGGAGUUCUAGUGGUUCACAAGCUCAGAGAAAGGCGCAUCUUCAAUCUCCUUGUCACUGACAAAGAACAACAGCUCUACUCUCUUCACCUUCUCUUGCAGAAGGAGAGAGAACAGAGCAGUGAAAUGAAGAGAAAAGCUGAGGACAUGAAGGCAGCGGUCCAGAAAGUGACGGCUGAGAAGAUGGAACUUGAGAGGAGAGUCGCGGAACUGCACUCCACCAUCAAUUCCCUGAAAGAAGAAGGGAAGGCCUUGGAGAUUGCUCUCGAGGAGAAACAGAGUGAGAUCAAGUUGCUGGGAAGAGAUUUGACUUCUUCAGAGGGUGGAGACAAGGAAAACAAUCCUCAAUUUGCAGCAGCUCUAACUGAGAGUCUGAAGCAGAAGGAAGCCGAAAAUCAGGACUUGAAGAAGCAUCGUCAUCACGAUCGCCAUCACCAUCGUGGGGUCGAAACCCCGGUCAAGGUCUGGAGAGCGGGUUCGGAUGAGGAUCCUUCAUCAACCCCUCUUUCAACCAAUGGAACAAAGGCAGCAGACAAUGCAGUAGUAGUAGGCCAAGAGAAGAAGGAUGAUGCAUCUAGGAAGCUAUCUGAUGUGGAGAAU